AUGCCACGUGCGCCAGAGCCCGACCACAUCGACACGAUCCGAUGGCGACCAGGUCAACAGCCUAUAGACCUACCGAUCACCGAAGAAAAGACAACUACGGAUACUGUAUCGCCGUCUCGUAACGAAAAACUAGCACGGAGGGAGUCGCGGCUGGGGCUGCGGAGUAUUUUUGGGCGCAACAAACCAGCUCGACACCUAGAUACCCCAGUUACCCAGCAUGUGUCAAAACAGCCCGGUCAGCCCUCGAGUCCGAGUGGGACCACAACGCAGGGCAUUCCCUACUACAGCCUGCCACCUGGAAGGCCAAUUGUAAAAGGUCAAGUCUCUCGACCUCUUUCAGUCACCGCUGAGGAUGCUGAGAGUCUGCCGCCUUUGUCAGCAGACGCAGAUGAGACACCGAAACCCAAAGCACCCGUGGGAAAGUCAGGCAAAGCCGGUUCUCAGUCAUGGCAGGUGCCCCCUUUUCACAAGGCAUGCCCAGAGGCCGCACAGCACUCGAAUCUGCCUGCCCCAACUGUGCCGGCCGACCUGAUUUUGCGGUCUCACGAACGGAAGGCAGCCGAAGCAGCACUUGAGGUCAACAAUGAGCAGGCAGCCGAUAAGGCGAAAGGCAGGAAGAAGCCCCGAAGAAACCGGGCUGGGACGAUUUCGGAUGCCGAAUGGACGAAGAAAACGUACAUCUUGCUCGAGUCCGGCCAUCUGCUCGAGUACGCCCAGGAAGGACCUUUCGACCGCAUGCCUGAGAAAGUGCUGCGUCUCAACCGCAGCUCGGCAGCCUUUGCUAGCGACUUGAUCCCUGGGCGUCAUUGGGUACUGCAGGUUUCUUCAAUCAUGGGUGCCGAGGGCGCAACAAUGACCGACGCGAACAGAGGCCUUUUCUCGAGGCUCCCCUUUCGUGGUGGACAUGACAAGCGACAUGCGGCGAAUAUGCUCCUUGUUUUUGAAAGCGCCGACGACAUGGACUCGUGGCUGGUCAACCUGCGAUCGGUGAUCGAGCUACUGGGUGGCAAGAAGACGCUUACAGAGACUGGUGCGCCCAAAUCGGAGCCAACCACUCCCCUGCGGGAGCAAACUAGCCAGCGCACACUUCUCGUUCGGGAGCACGACCGCCAUUCCAGAAGUAUACCGGAAGACCAGACUUGGGAACAGGACUGCGCGUGGCGCGAGAGCAGCGACACAUCUGCUGUUCCCUCGCUGACCCCGCGGGACCGAUCUCUAGAUGGCAUGUCGGCGACGAACAGUGUCGUUUCCCAAGACGGGCACCAGCUAGACAGUCUGCGCAGCAGCGCAAACCGACUAUCGUGUGUUUCGUCGGGGCAAAGGACGAUGGUCACCUCCGCCGAUUCCUCCCCAGCGUGCUCGCCGACGACUGAAAAUUUCCCAUCGCCAGUGGAGGAGCCCACGAGGCGCCACCCCGAGGUCAGCAAUAGCGACUCGAGGUUGCGCCCGAACGCGACAGCCAUCGUGGACCGACGCAAGUCCUUGCAGACCAUGACGCCGUUUGUUGUGGAACCUCAGCCUACAUCGGCGCAAUCACAGAGGCCUCAAUCGUCACUCAUCGGCUCAACGUCGCCAGGUUUCGCAGGGCAUGUUGUGGCCCCCAACUUCAGUGUCCCGCAUUCAUCCAACCGCCGAUUUUCUACAGCACGGCUACCGACUGUGGAGGCGUCGUCACAUAUGCAGCCCUCGCCUGUUAUCUUCGAGCAGGCCGAGUCUCCGGCCCCAUCGCGCACAGCAUUGCGGAAAUCACCGGGGGCUAUUCGUACAUCCCGGCCCCUUUCCAUGGUGCUAGACCAGCCGACGCCCCGGUGCGAUCAACCUGGGCGCCCAGCGACUCGUCACGGUGAUAGCUUAAAGGCUGGCGAGGCCACGGAGGAGACCCUGCCACUGCCGACGCGCAGAUCUGGGGCGGAAAUGGUAGACCUCCAUUCCCCCACACUGGGGGCACUUGACCCAGUCCGGGCAGCGAGUCCAACCCUGCCUCAGCAGACCACAUUGAGGACGAGCCCCCGCCGGCUGUCGAGCAUGGGAGCUUUGCGCGCCCAUAGCGAUCCGACUGACCGGAUGCGACUGCGGCCCCUUGGUUCAUCGCCAAAGCGAACGUCGGAUACAGACAGGUGCCAUUCCACAAUCGUUACGUACGAACGCGCCAAGACAUUCGCACAUAUACCAGGCCGACUGUCGAAGAGAGCCAGUAUGGUGUCGACACCCAGUAGCUUCCCGCACUCACCUCCCAGUGCGCCGCCACCUAGCAUGCCACUGCCCCAGAUCCCUCAAUCAGGCAGUCGGCUAAAGGCAGAUACUAGUGCACAUGCUUUGUUCAACAGACGAAGCAUGCCACAGCUCUCCGAGGGCCCACCGCCGAUGCCUCCACCAACAUGCGCUUUACCACCUAUUCCACAGAAGGUUCUGCAGGGCCAUGCUGUUCAAAACAAUCAUACCGACCACAUGUCUACCAUUGUGGACAAUGAAGACGACAAGAGCAACUUCUUCUAA
This is a messenger RNA of Emericellopsis atlantica, 2496 nucleotides long. RefSeq lists its product as uncharacterized. Bases 1 to 2496 code for a protein of 831 amino acids. The transcript has a single exon. Lineage: Eukaryota; Fungi; Ascomycota; Sordariomycetes; Hypocreales; Bionectriaceae. The record is from RefSeq and is a predicted model, not a curated record.